UAGUUUUCGUUUUUUAUAUAAUAAUUUCGUUUUUUAUUUAAUAAUUUCGUUUUUUAUAUAAUAAUUUCGUUUUUUAUUUAGUUUUGGUUUUUUAUUUAAUAUUUUCGUUUUUUAUUUAAUAAUUUCGUUUUUUAUAUAUAAUAAUUUCGUUUUUUAUUUAAUAAUUUCGUUUUUUAUAUAUCAAUUUUGUUUUUUAUUUAGUUUUGGUUUGCACUAAUGGGCUUCCGUACUGUUAUUUACCUGGCAUGAAAUAGACACCACUCCACGAGGCUAAACGUGCGUGUCUAAAUACUGGGGGGUUAACUUUGCCUACAGAGGUGGACACAUCGGGAUUUUCACUAUGGAAUACAACUACCUUGGCCGCACCGGACUGCGUGUGUCCAACAUCUGCCUGGGGACCAUGACCUUCGGCCAUCCCGAGAUUGGAAAGUUGGACAAGGAUGCAUCUCACAAAGUCCUGGACCGAUUCGCUGCUCUCGGUGGGAAUUUUAUUGAUACUGCUAACGUAUAUUCCAUAGGAGUGUCUGAAAGCAUCAUAGGGGAGUGGUUGAUUAGACAAGAAAGAGAAAAAUUCGUAAUUGCCACCAAAGUGCGAGGCCCGAUGGGAGAUGAUGUGAAUAGCAUUGGUUUAGGACGGAAACACAUUAUGCAGAGCUGUGAGGCGAGCCUUAAACGGCUUCAGACGGACUAUAUAGAUCUAUAUCAGGUCCAUGGUUGGGACGAUGCUGUUUCCCCAGAGGAGUGGUUAGAAGCCCUCGGGGAUCUGGUGAAGGCUGGCAAGGUGCGCUAUAUCGGAGUGUGCAACCUGUGUGGUUGGCAGAUGCAGAAAGUGGUGGAUCUCUGCAAGUCUGGCAGGUACCCGGCUGUAGUCAGUCUUCAGCAACAAUACAACUUACUUUGUCGUCACCCGGAAUUCGAGGAACUUCAAGUCUGUAAAUAUGAAGGUCUCGGAGUGUUGCCAUGGAGCCCAUUAAAAGGUGGAAUGCUUACAGGUAAAUACAACCGUGGAGUACGGCCUGAUAAAGCGGCGGGACGGAUUGGACGCAUUGCUCAAGAUGAAUCAAAGGCUAUGCAAUCUGCCCCAGCUUGGAGUCAGUACGAAAAUAAUGAAGAAUUUUGGAAAUUAUUGGAAGCUGUGGAAAAGAUUGCCAAAGAUUGUGGAAAGAGCAUUCCUCAGGUAGCAAUCCGGUGGCUGCUUCAGAAGAACGUGGUUGCCUCCGUUAUCAUUGGAGCCAACUCGAUUGAGCAACUAGAAGACAAUAUAGGGUCGGCAACAAACUGGCAACUCUCCAAGGACCAGAUGGACAAACUUGACACCCUUUCCAAACCGGAAGUCCCGUACCCAUACGAGAUGAUGUGGCGAAUGAACGCUAACAGAGUGAAUCCGUAUCACCCAGCUCCGUUCGUAAAGAAUACAUGAAGUGUGUUCAUAUGUGUAAUUAUGUAAUAGUGUUUAUUAAUUGAUUUAAAUUAAUAAAUCUACACAAGUAUAUAUAAUUCAAAUUAAACAUUAUCUGAAUAACCA
Messenger RNA from Ostrea edulis (European flat oyster), 1525 nucleotides. Its product is annotated as 1-deoxyxylulose-5-phosphate synthase YajO-like. NCBI's taxonomy places the organism in Eukaryota, Metazoa, Mollusca, Bivalvia, Ostreida, Ostreidae. The record is from RefSeq and is a predicted model, not a curated record. The coding region runs from base 341 to 1420 and encodes 359 amino acids. Gene Ontology annotation, molecular function: oxidoreductase activity. The transcript has 8 exons.